CGUCAUUUCGUCAUGUUGCAUGGGAGGAUGGGGGGAGGAUGGGGGAAGACGGCUUCAGGUGAGGGCAAUGUCCCUCCAUCUUUGAUCUUACAUUCAAGGACGAAGAGCACGCCUGUAAUGCCGUUGGCCUGGCAUGGCAGGUUCCUGCCUGCAACUGAGGCCCACCGUGAGGUCUGAUUGUCAGAACAGUCGGUGAAAAGAAGCGGCGAUGGUAGGGCAAUCGCUGUGUGUGCUCAAGGAUGGCAGAGGAGGUGAGAGUCCCCUCUGCACAAAUUCCACGGAGGGGCAGGUCGGUGGUGGUGCAAUUGACCUUACAAGGUGCACGAGAAGCGGUGGGGGCAGAAGCUGGUGUCAGUUCAACUCAGGACGUUGUUGUCUUCAACACAGGGGAGGGGUUUUAUGCAGUUGAAAAUAGUUGCCCCCACAAGGGCUGGCCCCUGGCUGGAGGUUCUCUUGAAGGAUGCGAACUUCGAUGUCCCUGGCAUGGGUGGUGCGUAGACUUAAAGACUGGCGAGGUGACAGAUAUGGAGGACAUAUGCUGCUCUAGAGCAUGUACUAUUUUUCGUAGGCCGAAGGGGAUCUCUACAUUUGGUGUGCGCAAAGAGGGCGACUCUUUGGUGGUGACAAAGAAUGAAAGGACAACAAACUGACCACAGCUUUGUGGAUCAGACCUAUGGCAUUGCAAAUAUAGUCCCUAGAUGCCGCGCUCGCUUGCCAUACUUUGUAGUGGAUAGAUUGAAAGGCGCUUAGAAAAUUGCUCGCAGUAUUGCCAGGAGGGGCUAACGGUUGCUAGAUCAGUGAGACAAUCACUGUAGUCAGAACUCGUCUGGUUUUAAAGCAGGGCCUCUAGAAUGAUUGAUAGUGGUACUAUACAUUGCUUCAGGCAAGCUAGAUGCAUGGAAGCAACUCUCCUUUCGAGCUCAUUAUUAUUGGGGCAAAAGGAUGAGAAUUAAUAAUAUGAACUAGUCCAAGUGUGGUGAUAGGCGUCGUGGACUCAAGCCGAGUGCGAUAGUCACUCUUGCAAUUUAAGUAUGUGCCAUACAAGCCAG
Molecule: messenger RNA, 1049 nt
Organism: Klebsormidium nitens
Lineage: Eukaryota; Viridiplantae; Streptophyta; Klebsormidiophyceae; Klebsormidiales; Klebsormidiaceae
Source: the annotation of a GenBank genome assembly